AUGCAUUAUCACGAGAAAGGAAGCAAUAAUACAAACGUUCAAAGAAGUUUUAUAUCAUUCCGACCAGAAGAAAGAAGAUACUUACCACUUACCACCACUACAGAUAGGCCAGAGGAUACGCAAUCACCAGAUAUAGACCAGAGAAAAAGCAUGCACCAGACACAGUACACCAGAGAAGACCAUAUUAGCAACAGCAGCAGCAACACCAGCACCAUGGAAAAACCAGAGAACAAACGACACCAGAGACCAGACAAAGACCAAACAACAAGCAGCACCAGCAGAGACCAGACAAAGACCAAGAAGCAGACAGCAGAGACAGCAGAAACGGAAUGGCAGCAGCACCCACGUCAAACAAGCAAAAAAAAUUAUCAAAACCUAACAAACAAAUUCAGUUAG
Messenger RNA from Mucor velutinosus, 396 nucleotides. RefSeq lists its product as uncharacterized. The transcript has a single exon. Lineage: Eukaryota; Fungi; Mucoromycota; Mucoromycetes; Mucorales; Mucoraceae. The coding region runs from base 1 to 396 and encodes 131 amino acids. The record is from RefSeq and is a predicted model, not a curated record.